AUGCCCAGCCACCGAUCCCAGAUCGUUCCCCGCUACCCGGAGGGCUACCGUACCCUCCCCAGGAACAUGCUGUCCCGACCCGAGAGCAUCUGCAGCAUGGCCGGCUCCGUCUACGACCGUGCCCUGGCUCCCGCAUCCAACUCAGGUGAUGGGUCUUCAGCUUUACUGUUGUACUUGGCUGUGUCCCAAAUGGCACCCCAUUCCCUAUGUAGUGCACUGCUUUGACCAGGGGCUAUAGGGGAUAAGGUGCCAUUUGGGACGCAGUUCAAGACUUUACUUUAACAAACAGAUCACCGACCAUUUCGAAUCCCACCGUACCUUCUCCGCUAUGCAAUCCGGUUUCCGAGCUGGUCAUGGGUGCACUUCAGCCACGCUCAAGGUCCUAAACGACAUUAUAUAACCGCGAUCGAUAAUAGACAGUACUGUGCAGCCGUCUUCAUCGACCUGGCCAAGGCUUUCGACUCUGUCAACCACCGCAUUCUUAUUGGCAGACUAAAUAGCCUUGGUUUCUCAAAUGACUGCCUCGCCUGGUUCACCAACUACUUCUCAGAUAGAGUUCAGUGUGUCAAAUCGGAGGGCCUGUUGUCUGGACCUAUGGCAGUCUCUAUGGGGGUGCCACAGGGUUCAAUUCUCGGGCCGACUCUUUUCUCCGUGUAUAUCAAUGAUGUCGCUCUUGCUGCUGGCGAUGUCAUUUACAAAAUAGCCUCCAACACUCUACUCAGCAAAUUGGAUGUAGUCUAUCACAGUGCCAUCCGUUUUGUCUCCAAAGCCCCAUACACUACCCACCACUGUGACCUGUACGCUCUUGUUGGCUGGUCCUCACUACAUGUUUGUCGUCAAACCCACUGGCUCCAGGCCAUCUAUAAAUCACUGCUAGGCAAAUCCCUGCCUUAUCUUAGCUCAUUGGUCACCAUAGCAGCACCCACCCGUAGUCUGCGCUCCAGCAGGUAUAUCUCAAUGGUCAUCCCCAAAGCCAACACCUCCUUUGGCCGCCAUUCCUUCCAGUUCUCUGCUGCCAAUGACUGGAACGAAUUGCAAAAAUCUCUGAAGCUGGAGUCUCUUAUCGCCCUCACUAACUUUAAGCAUCAGUUGUCAGAGCACCUUACCGAUCACUGCACCUGUACACAGCCCAUCUGAAAUUAGCCCACCCAACUACCUCAUCCCUAUAUUGUUAUUUAUUUUGCUCUUUUGCACCCCAGUAUCUCUAUUUGCACAUAAUCUCUUGCACAUCUAGCAUUCCAGUGUUAAUACUAAUUGUAAUUAUUUUGCACUAUAGCCUAUUUAUUGCCUUACCUCCAUAACUUGCUACAUUUGCACACACUGUAUAUAUAUUUUCUGUUGUAUUUUUUUAUUUACUUUAUGUUUUUUUACCCCAUAUGUAACUCUGUGUUGUUGUUUUUAUCGCACUGCUUUGCUUUAUCUUGGCCAGGUCGCAGUUGUAAAUGAGAACUUGUUCUCAACUGGCUUACCUGGUUAAAUAAAGGUGAAAUAAAAAAUAAAAUAAAAUACUGUUAUACUUGUCUUUCUUGCACUUAAACUCACACUUCUUCUUUUCUUUCUGGCACUGAUUUUGCAGAUAGUUGCUAUCUUGAGGUUGUACACUUUUACUUGUAAUGACUGAUAUAUUGUGUUUGUUUUAACCUAGUUUAAGUCUGUGUGGAUAAGAGCCUCCGCAAAAUGACUAAAAUGUAAAACUGUAAAUGCAGACAAGAGGCGCUCCAUGAGGGAUGACACCAUGUGGCAGCUGUAUGAGUGGCAGCAGAGGCAGGCCUUCUCCAGGCAGGGUCCACCACCACCAGGCCACUACGGAACCCUGCCCAGCCCCAAGACGAUGGGGAACAUCUCUGAGCACCAGGGGGUGGCCCACUCCAUCCCCACAUCCCCCUCCCAUGGAUCCCUGGCCCUCUACCACACCUUCUCCCCUCCGGGCCAACACCGCAGAGACAACCCACCAGGGUCGACCAGGUCCGAGGUGUCCUCACCCGUCUUCAGAGGGGACCAGACUAUGACUAUAGACCGCAGGCACAGGACUCACCUCACCAAGGUAAUGGACAGGGAAUGGACCACAAUCAUCUAAGCCAGUCUUACACAUCAAAAUAAUCACCAGGGGUUUCAAGCACACAGAAAUGACUGGAAAUGCUCUGCAUUGAGCAGUAGUUAUUUUGUUUAUUUUAAAGCAUUCAUUUUACUUGUCUGCCAGUUCAAAUCAAUACAUGUAACAUAACAUCCUGUCCUCCUCCUGUCCUGUCUCUCUCUCUCAGUAUAACAACCCACCUGACCGCCGGUCCAUGCCAGCAGGCAUCCCAGUGCAGACCAUUACCCCACAGUCACUACAGGGCAAGACGGUGAGUCACCUAACUAACCCUGACCUCCUUCACCUCUUCUCUGCUUUCUUGUCCUCCUCUCCUGUCCUGUCCUCUCAUCUCUACUGUCCUAUUUUCUCUCAAAAACAAUGCAUUGUGAAUGAUAGUUAUGCUAUUGGUAUGAUUUCAAUGUGACGCAAGUACAAAUCUGUUUUUGUGACAGGAAUAAAAACAUGUUUGAGGCACGCAAUGUUUGACACGCAAGCUAUCAUGUAUUACUGUCAUUCUGUCACGCUACAAUGGAUGUGUAAAGGAUUUCUGUCAGAGUAUGUGCCUUGUUACAUUAUCUGCUGUCUAUUAUUGCAAGCAUUUGUUAUUUCUGUCAGUAGCAGACACAAUGUGAUUAAAAUAAUGACAUUGUCUUGGUGAUGAUACGGAGAGAGAGAGACGGUGGCACCAAUGAAAUUGCCUUCUGGCUGUGUCCUCUCAAAUUGAGUAGACUAGAAUCAGCCGGAGAGAUUGAUAUUCUGCACAGUUCAUUUUGUAACUCUCUGAAUAUUAUUGUGAUUGCGUAACUUCAGUGGAAUGCACGCAGUGGGGCGGCUUCAGAAUGCAGUUGAUGAGAAAUAUUUGUCAAGUGAUUUGAAAUGAUCGCUUUUUACUGUUACUGAAUAUAUGCUCUCUUUUUUUCACGUCCAUUUGAUGGAGAGUUACUCAGUUUGGAGGCAGGGGACUAAGGGAGUUUAUUUCAGGCAGAUUCUCUAAAGGUGCAAGUCCUAUAGCCCAGCCCCAGCCGAGACCCCAAUCCAGUGUUUCCAAAGGCCUCUUGGGUUGUGCCUAAAGACUUGUCAGAGUCCUGGUUAGAAACAUAGCUUUUUUGAAUCCCUGCCCUAACCUGCCACUACUUUUCCUAAAUUUCAACUAAUUUCCAAACGGAAAAUCAAGAGAGGUGUGGUUAAUGUAUUUGUUAAUUGAUCGACGGCUUGAUGAAUUGACUGUCUCGUUAUCUCCUCUGUGUUUAUGCUGUUGUGCAGCCAGAGGAGCUGACCCUGCUGUUAAUAAAGCUGCGGCGCCAGCAGGCUGAGCUCAACAGCAUCCGGGAGCACACUGUGGCUCAGCUAAUGAUCCUCAGCAUGGAGGGGCCCAACGCCAAGGUUAGCACCAGGAGGGAGGAGGGUGCAUUGGUCAUCUCCAGGGUUGGUCAUCUCCAGGGGUGGUGUGGGUGGGUGGGUGGGUGGGUGGGUGGGCGUUGAUGUGCCAUCGCCAUGCAGCUCAAGGCUCUAUGAGCAGGCUAUGCAUUCUAGUGAAUGCAUAUUAUGUGUUUGCUCCUACCUGUGUGGUUCAGUGGUGUAUGGUUGAGUUUUGGUUUAGUUUUGAACUCCUUUCAACCCUUUGGUGUGCUGCGUUCAUCUGGCCUUGAUUUCAUAUUUUGAACUGUUGACAAGCAUAGGACAGCAUGGUAUGAGUAUCAUGUGAUUGCCUGCUUGUUGUCUGCUGUGGUUUCUCAUUAUUUUUACGAGGCAAGUGUUGGUAAGUAGUUUGAUUGGAUGUGUGGUGAACAAAUCCUCUUGCAACUUCGGGUUUUGCAUGGUUUGGUUUAGUUCAGUCAUCAACAGUAAAUGGCGCUUCAUGCUUCAGAUUAAUACCAAAGCCACAGUAGCAACUUCCUCUAUCAUCUCCAUCUUUCACUAUCAGCCUGUGCUAGUUCUGCCUCUAUUUCCUACUGCUUCCUUACUCUCUCUCUCUCUCUCUCUCUCUCUCCCUUCUUCUCUCUUUCUCUCCUGUCUAACUCUUCUCUCCUCCCUCUUUUCUGCUGCCUUGUGAUGUUAGAGUGAGGUCCUGUCUCAUCACCUUCAGAGGAACCUCAUGUAUCUGGACAGCCAGGUGAGGAGUACGGCUCUAUCUCUGGUUGCUCUGUCUCUCUCUCUCUCACUCUGUCUGUUUCUCAGGGUUAGGCACUCCUCAGGGUUAGUCAUACACCCAGCUGCUCUCACUCUGCCCAGGGUUAUUAGCGCCUCAAAUGCCAGGGUCUCCUCCUUUUUGCCUUUUCUCUUUUCUGUCCUUUCUCUCUACUUUUCACUCUUUUCUCUCCGGCCCUCCUGAAGUAUAUACCGUACACUGCAUAAUAGGAGCUGUGCAAACCUGCAUUCCCACGGGAGACAUAUUGGCUAGCUCAGUACAAGAAUAGUAAAAAAUACUUUAAAACUUUUUUUAACGACUUUCCUUGGCGUGGUAAUGCUGCCCUAAGCUAAUAAGCGUACAUGUUUCUUUGCUGUAUAGUUCGUACAGUCCCUGGAGAAUACUAUUUAAAAAUGGAAUUCCCGCUUGAGAAAGCACGAGAGCAAACUUAAACUUUUGAGGAUGAAGGGAACCUUAAGGCAUGUUGUGUUUUUAACUUGAUGAUGUGUACCUGUAGUAAGUUAGUCAUGUCAUUAUCAUAAUGUAAUUAAGACUAUAUAGAAACAACCUCCGGGGUUUCAGGUAAAGUAGCUAGGCCUAGCGACCGAACGUUCUGACUAAUGCUUACUCAGGCAUAGCUAAUCAGGGCAGACGUCUAAAGUUGCCGUUUAUUUUUGGAAUGGGCCCUCCAGUUGAGAACUGGGUUUCCACGAUAGAUAAAUAAUUGAGUACCUGUUUCUGAAAAGGUCAUGUUCAGCAGGAGAAACCACUCUACCGUGUGUACACGGGGACCUCACUUAGUGACUUCACUGAGUCUGAUUGUGACCCCUCUUAACCAAAUGUGAAAUGAUUUGAUCUGCCAUUUCAAAGGCUUUCACCUCUAAUGGCAGGCAAUUUCACAGCGGUUAUGAAUGAACUUUAACUCGCCACUGCGCUCGUUCCCCUGGUCCAUAGGCUCUGAUGCAUGCAAUUGUUUUGCUAUUAGUUGGUAGUUAUUGGUCGGAGAUGAUAUGAACGAUGACAUUAAGCAAAGCAGGACGUUAUGUCUCACCUCCGUCUGCUGAGAGGGACUGGCAAUAUUGUCUUUUGGACCCAACUGUAGCCUCCUUGUAUGUGCUGUAAACGUACUACGACUUCUCCUAAGAGGUCUGGGCCUUUAUGGCACAGGUGGUAGUUAUAACCACAGGGUUGUUGGCUCAAGCCCCUGUCUCCCUCAAUCACUAGUACACUAUGACAACACUGUGUUCUUUAUUUCUAUGGAUCCUUUCUAGGCUGUGCUGCUGUGUUCACUAACUAACACCUAUAUUGUACUGUUGUGUAUUGUUCCUCCCUUCUCUUCCACCCUACCUAACUUCGAUCUCCACUAGACGAAGGACAAUGAGCCGUUAAUCUUCAUGAUUCACACUAUGAUUGAGAACUCUGCUCCAAGGCCUCAACUGUACCAGCAAGUAAGGUCUUAUUGGCAAACCAAUGACUCUUCUCCUCCACUGCUCUCCUCUCCUCCCUUCAUCAUCGAUCCCUCCUGUUUUUGUUCACAUUGGAUGCAGUCAGUCAGUCGUCGGUUCCCCCUCUUCCUGGUGUCAUGAUCACAACAUUGUUUGAUAUGUACCUUCAUGUGUUGUUUUGACUACAGCACAUCCUCUUCAUCCAUUUUUGUUUUUUUGGUCAGUCCGAGGUUGGACUGAUGUUAGCAUGGCUUAUGGUGGAUGCUACAUAGCCAUGCCCAUCCUACCUCAUUGUAACUUGAUGGUAUUGUUGCUGUUGGGUAUGAUGGUGGAUGCUACCUUUCAGCCAUACCCCAUCUUCCUGCAAUACCAUUGCUGUUGUUGAUGGAUCUUAUGUUUGAUAGGCACUGUACGAUCACAGUCAAAUCAGCACCUCUCUUCUCUGUGCUUUGUAAUAUUAUUUUCAGUCUGUCGAUAUGUGGGUAUGAUAAGAGCUCAAUGCAAAACAUUUUAUUGAUGAAUUCAAUAGAAUCACUUCCUUUUUUGGGUGGUGGCCCGAGUAGAACAGUGAUUCAAAGAGUGCAUGGGGAAUUUUAUUUUUAGCUGGGGAAAUUGUCCUCGAGGGAGUAGUGUGUGGGUUCCAUAGUCUGGCCUUUCCACUGUGCUAUAUUAUCACUUUAUUACAGGCUUUUAAAUGUAUGACUUCAGCCCUGCUCUCUUAAACCUCCCCCUCUUUAGCCAUCCUGGGGUUGAAAAUCACCUGCCUGCUCCUUAACUGAAGUAGUCAGGAGAGUGAGGAUGGCUGGUUUUCCCAGCUGUGUGUGUGUGUGUGUAUGUGUGGGUGUGUGGGUGUGUGGUAUGUGUGUGUGCGUGCGUGUGCUGUGUGCGUUAAUGUGUGCGUUAAUGUGUGUGCCUCCAUGAGGGCCAGAUUUAGCCCAGGUCUUUUAGAGGUUUUCAUUAGUCAAGCUCCAGCCAUGACAGAGUGGACCGGGGGACAGCAGUAAUGAAGAGCGCACCGAGGGGACAGUAAUUAGUGUGGCACAGGGCAGAGCUGCCAGCACAGAGGACUAUACAUCCAGCUUAGCCAACCACUACAGCAGUCAUCUAGCCUCUCUUAAAGCUGUGUGUGUGUAAGAGCAUCCUCCUCUAGUCUCUGGUGACCUCCUGAUGCCAGCUUCCUGUCCUCUUCAUAGCUUCUUCACAGCCCUGGAGCCUCCAUCAGUAGGACUGUUAUCAGUGAUGCUACCGAGGUGGAAAACACAGUCUGAUUUCCCAGCAGAGGGGGCUGACACUCCUUAUUAUGAAAUUGAAAUUUGGCCUGAGAAGUUGUAUCCGAAGUGUUGUAAAGGCAUAAAUAAUGAGAGGAGAAGGUCAAUGAAAUUGCAUGGAGAACUCCAUCACUUCAUCCUCUCUCUCUGAGCUUCAUUGACCCUUGGACAACUCUUAUAAGGACGCAGAUAUUUACCAUGAAAACCACAUCACAAUGAAUAACCAGACCAUGAGUGCAUCUCAAUACUUUAGUGGCCUCUUCUCCUUGUGUCAUCUCCUUCAUCUGCACUGAUCGGAAGACACGGGACGGCUGUAAGCAAUAUGGUGGAUACCUACUAGAAAUGUCAUUUCACCAGUCCAGUUCUUUAACUAGGAGACAAGUAGACUAUUGAGAAGCACCCCGUCAUGGGUCUGUGUUACAGGUUGUUUUGCAGUACCCUGUCUAUGGCUGUCUUCCAACAGGCAGCCCAAUUCUGAUAUUUUUUCAAAUAAUUGGUCUUUUGACCAAUCACAUCAGAUCUUUUCAAAUCAGAGCUUUUUCAGAGCUGAUCUGAUUGGUCAAUAGACCAUUUAGUGAAAAGAAGAUCAGAAUUGGGCUGCCUGUGUAAACACAUCAUGUGUGUCUCUAAGGCUGUCUGGUGUUUCAGAUCAGCCCUGAGGACUACAAAGACAACUCCUACAGCCACCAGAGGCCAGAGGACAUCGACAUAGACGUAAGACCAAGUGCUUUAUUAUUUUCUUGUCUAGGUAGGGGGAAAAGUAUUCCUUUCCCUUUGCACGUAUCCUCUAGUCUAGACACACAGCAGUUGGCUUCCUAGACAAAGAUUGAAAUAUUCAAUUAAGUUAAUAGAAUACCACACUGCUCAGCUCGGUGGAAAAAUCCAAAUUCAAUGCAGAAUUCUUACCAACCACUGUGUGUGUGUGUGUGUGUGUGUGUGUGUUUCUUACCAACCACUGUGUGUGUUUUUGUGUGUUUCAGACUAAGCUGAGCAGACUGUGUGCGCAGGACCGAGUGGUGAGAACACAGGAGGAGAAACUACAGCAACUACACAGAGAGAAGGUAACUACUGUACACACUCUUUCAACUGACAACUUGCUUCACACAAACACACACCACAAACACACACUGGGCUGUCUGAGGCUGGAGUAGACCUUUAGCAUGGUGAAGUUAUUAUUACACUUUGGAUGGUGUAUCAAUACACCCAGUCACUACAAAGGUACAGGCGUCCUUCCUAACUCAGUUGCCGGAGAGGAAGGAAACCGCUCAGGGAUUUCACCAUGAGGCAAAUGGUGACUUUAAAAGAGUUAGAGUUUAAUGGCUGUGAUAGGAGAAAACUGAGGAUGGAGCAACAACAUUGUAGCUACUCCAUAAUACUAACCUAAUGGACAGACUGAAAAGAAGGGAGCCUGUACAGAAUACAAAUAUUCCAAAACAUGCAUCCUGUUUGCAACAAGUAGUACUGCUAAACAUGUGGCAAAGCAAUUCACUUUUUGUCCUGAAUACAAAGUGUUAUGUUUGGGAAAAAUCCAAUACAACACAUUACUGAGUACCACUCUCCAUAUUUCCAAGCAUAGUGGUGGCUGCAUCAUGUUAUGGGUAUGCUUGUAAUCAUUAAGGACUGAGCAGUUUUUCCAGGAUAAGAAAUGAACGUAAUGGAGCUAAGCACAGGCAAAAUCCUAGAGGAAAACCUGGUUCAGUCUGCUUUUCACCAGACACUGGGAGAUGAAUUCACCUUUCAGCAGGACAAUAACUUAAAACACAAGGCCAAAUCUAUACUGGAGUUGCUUACCAAGAAGACUGUGAAUGUUCCUGAGUGGCCGAGUUACAGUUUUUGACUAUAAUCUGCUUGAAAAUCUAUUGCAAGACCUGAAAAUGGUUGUCUAGCAAUGAUCAACAACCAAUUUGAAAGAGCUUGAAGAAUAAAAAAAUAUAUAAUGGGCAAAUGUGGCACAAUCCAGGUGUGGAAAGCUCUUAGAGACGUACCCAGAAAGACUCACAGCUGUUGAGUGGCGCAGUGGUAUAAGGCACUGCAUCGCUGUGCUAGCUGUGCCACUAGAGAUCCUGGUUAGAUUCCAGGCUCUGUCGUAGCCGGCCGCGACCGGGAGACCCAUUUGGCCCAGCGUCGUCCAGGGUAGGGGAGGGAAUGGCCGGCAGGGAUGUAGCUCAGUUGAUAGAGCAUGGCGCCAGGGUUGUGGGUUCGAUUCCCACGGGGGGCCAGUAUAAAAAAAAAUAUAUAUAUAUAUAAAAAUGUAUUCACUAACUGUAAGUCGCUCUGGAUAAGAGCGUCUGCUAAAUGACUAAAAUGUAAAUGUAAAUGUAAUCGCUGCCAAAUGUGCUUUUAAAAAGUAUUGACUCAGGAGUGUGAAUACUUAUGUAAAUGAGAUAUUUCUGUAUUUCAUUUUCAACAAAUUUGCUAAAAUUUCUAAAAACAUGUUUUCACUUUGUCAUUAUUGGGUAUUGUGUGUAGAUGGGUGAGACAUUUUUAAAAAUUAUUAUCCAUUUUGAAUUCAGGCUGUAACACAACAAAUAUGGAAUAAGUCAAGGGGUAUGAAUUAUUUCUGAAGGCACUAUAUAUCAUGGAUCUCAUGGUCACUCCAAGGCUACCAACCCUCCUCUGCCAGGCUUGUACCACAGGUACACAGUGUAUAGACUAGCUAGCAGACUCACAGCUGAGAACUGAGACUUCCCCAAAGCCUCUCUCCCUCUGACAGCAGCCCUAGCCUGCCCCCUAGGGUCAUGGGAGUGGCGGUACACCCUUUGAUGAUGGCGAUGCUAUGCUAAUGGGGGUGGUUGGUUCUUUGCCUAUGGUCUGUUUGUGUCUGUGUGUAGUUGUCUGACAAAUGUUAGCUGUAGAUGUUGUGCUGACCUGUGUCUUCUUCUUCUUCUUCUUCCUCCUAUCUCUCUGCAGCACACCCUGGAGACGGCGUUGCUGUCUGCCAGUCAGGAGAUAGAGCAGAGCUCUGACAACCCACCAGCCGUACAGAGCCUUAUACAGCAGAGAGACGUACUGCAGAAUGGACUGCUCAGUACCUGUAGAGAACUAUCACGAGUCAACACUGUGAGUUCAUGUUUAUACACACACACUGUACAUGCAGAUGUCCACACACACACUGAUCAGUACCUGUCAAGAUCUCUCCAGGAUAAAUGCUGUGAGUCAGUGCACACACACAGGCUGUCUAGAAGUGACACCCUCUCGUCCCUCAGGAGUUGGAGCGGUCGUGGAGGGAGUAUGAUAAAAUGGAGUCUGGCGUCUCUCUGGCCAAAACCAACCUGUUGGAACAGCUAGAGGCCCUGGGCAGCCCACAGGUAAGACUCUCUCCUCUCUCUCUCUCUCUCUCGGUCUCUCUAAUCUCUCUCUCUUAUCCUCUCUCUUGUCCCUCUCUAGUCUCCUCUCUGUCUCUCUCUCUCUCUUUGUCUCUCUCUCUGUGUUUUCUAUCUCUCUCUCUGUCCUCUCCUCUCCUCGUGUCUGUCUCGGAGAGGAAGAGAGAGAGGGCGGUGUCUCUCUAGAGCGGUGUAUCGCUCCUGUCUUUAGCAGCCCACUAUGUUUUCUCUCUCUAUGUCCUAGAUAUCGCUCGUAUCGGUCUCUCCUCUCUAGAGCGAGGCGGUGUUCUCUCUAUCCUAUCUCUAUCUUCUCUCUGUGUCUCUCUCAUCUCGUGUCUCUUCUCUCUCUGUCUCUCUUGUUUCUCUCUCUUCUGUGUCUCUUCUCUUCUCUCUGUCUCUCUCUCUGUCUCUCUCUCUGUCUCUGUCCCUCUCUCUCUCUCUCUCUCUCUCUCUGUCUCUUCUCUCUCUCUCUCUCUCUCUGUGUCUCUCUCUCUCUCUCUCUAUAUCUCUCUCUCUCUCUGUGUCUAUCUCUCUCUCUGUCUCUCUCUCUGUCUCUCUGUGUCUCUCUCUCUCAGUCUCUCUGUGUCUCUCUCGCUCUCUCUCUCUCAACCACUCACACACAUGCAAACACACAUUUCAAGAUGGAGAGUGUUUUUAAGCAUUGUUUGUCACUGGGUGAGCAGACAGAGCCUCCCAGCCAGCAGCAUGUCCAGAUCCAAAAGGAGCUGUGGAGGAUCCAAGAUGUGAUGGAGGCUCUGGCCAAGAACAAACCCCAGAGGACCACUGACACUGGUUUCCUUGGUUCCAAACCCAUCUCAAACCUACAGAAGAACGAGGUGAGUCUCACUUCUACUGUGUGGACAAAGAAAAACAUCAGAAAAUGUAAACACCAGAUAAAUACUGUAUAUAGUCAUAAUCUGUGCAUGGAGUCUUUGUGAACUGAUUUAGAGCUGUCCGCAGCCUACAUGUGAAACGGAUGUGAGGCAGAUAACUCCACUCAAUGCCACAGGAGGCUGUGCUGAUCUGUCUAAGCAGGGUCUGGUGUGGCAUACUGUUGUCCCAGCGGUGUUUCAACAACAACUUUCUAUCUAUCCUCUCCUCAUGCGGCAGCCGGUGACCUUGUUCCGGUCACUCUGUCCUCUCCUGGAGGGUGACCGUCAGCCCCCCCGCCCGCCCCUCCCCCAGUCCUACGGCUCAACAGAGCGCCCUCCCGCUGUACCCCCCCUUCCCUCCCUCUCGGGCGCCCGUCCGCCCCCACACACAAGCAAGCCCAGUCAGAGGAACGGAACACACAGCAGUGUAAGACACGCUGACCCCUCACCCCUGUCCUCGUGCUUCAUCAUCGCUACUUGCCCUUAAGCACUGAUCUAGGAUCAGUUUACCCUCACCCAAUUCUAAUCUUAACCGUUAGGGCGAGGUAAUACAAAACUGAUCUUAGGUCAUUGUCUAGGGGCAACUUCAUCCUACUCUGUACAAUACCAGUACAAGUUGACCCCUGACCCUCCACCUUUACCCUCACCAUACAUGGUUCAUCUCUCAUCGCCAACUUGGUUCACCGUUGUGACUAUUUUCAUUUGCUCUGAACCAUUUGUCAUUUGUUUUACCAUUUGUAGACAUUCCGAUUUUUCCCUGCCUCUUACCCUGGAGUGUUGAGUUUGACGUGUUCAUUCCUUUGGUUUAUCAUCAGUUUGUUCUUCGGUUUGGCUUGUUCUUGUUUCCAUGGAAGCGUGUGUGAUUCCAUCCCAGUUGUCAUUCUGACUGUGUCUGAGUGCUGUGCUGUGCUGCGGUGUGACUACUCUUAAUGUUUGGAGAUUUCAGUUUAAACGUUUUCUGCUUUUAAAUUUCCCUCGACUAUCCAUAGGUCACAUCCAUCGUGACCACUUUGUGAACUGCGUGUGUGCGGGCGGGCGUGCACAUGCGCACGUGCCUGUGUGUGUUUCCUAUGUGUGUACCUCUCAGUAUGCUGACUCCCUGUCCCUCUACAGCAAGGUCCAGACUACCGUUUGUAUAAGAGUGAACCAGAGCUGACCACUGUAGCUGAGGAGGUGGAUGAUAACAAUUUAGAGGACAAUGACAAGGACAGACUACAAACAGAGCUGACCACUGACAAGGAGCCUGCGGCCACUAAAGGUCAGUCGCUGUCUGUCAACACUGUCCAGUUUGGUCACGCUGCCACCGCUGUUUCAAGCUGGAUACAGGCUAGGGUUAAAACCAUUGUAAUUCAGUGAAUUCAAAUCAAAUCAAAUCAAAUCAAAUUUUAUUGGUCACAUGCGCCGAAUACAACAGGUGCAGACAUUACAGUGAAAUGCUUACUUACAGCCCUUAACCAACAGUGCAUUUAUUUUAAACAAAAAAAGUAAGAAUAAAACAACAACAAAAAAAAGUGUUGAGAAAAAAAGAGCAGAAGUAAAAUAAAAUGACAGUAGGGAGGCUAUAUAUACAGGGGGGUACCGUUGCAGAGUCAAUGUGCGGGGGCACCGGCUAGUUGAGGUAGUUGAGGUAAUAUGUACAUGUGGGUAGAGUUAAAGUGACUAUGCAUAAAUACUUAACAGAGUAGCAGCAGCGUAAAAAGGAUGGGGUGGGGGGGCAGUGCAAAUAGUCCGGGUAGCCAUGAUUAGCUGUUCAGGAGUCUUAUAAUAAUAAAUAAUAAUAUAUGCCAUGGCUUGGGGGUAGAAGCUGUUGAGAAGUCUUUUGGACCUAGACUUGGCACUCCGGUACCGCUUGCCGUGCGGUAGCAGAGAGAACAGUCUAUGACUAGGGUGGCUGGAGUCUUUGACAAUUUUGAGGGCCUUCCUCUGACACCGCCUGGUAUAGAGGUCCUGGAUGGCAGGAAGCUUUGCCCCAGUGAUGUAUUGGGCCGUACGCACUACCCUCUGUAGUGCCUUGCGGUCAGAGGCCAAGCAGUUGCCAUACCAGGCGGUGAUGCAACCAGUCAGGAUGCUCUCGAUGGUGCAGCUGUAGAAUUUUUUGAGGAUCUGAGGACCCAUGCCAAAUCUUUUUAGUCUCCUGAGGGGGAAUUCAAGAAGUAAUUAGAAAUUCCAAAUGUUAACACAUACAAGGUAUACUUAUAAAGAGUAUUAUAAGUAUGAUUUAAAAAGGGUUUCUAAGUACUUUAUAAACUGAAUGUAAAAAAUGUAACACCUCUAAUGGCUUUGUAACUGACCUAGUCCCUCAUCCCUCCCAGUCCCAUUAGGAGUACCAGUCUACCCAGUGGGUAUCGUGCCCCCCAGGACCAAAUCCCCCAUGAGCCCCCCAGAGUCCUGCACCAUAGCCUCCUACGUCACCCUGAGGAAAAGCAAGAAGCCUGACCCCAGGACUGUAAGUCUGACUCAGCACUUUAGGGAAUAGCAGGGGAACUGAGCUAUAUACUGUAUCUAGACAUAUUAGAAACGUUUUUUUUGAUAGACAGGACAGCACUAAUUUUGGAUUCGGAAGUGCUGCUGUUACUAUUCAUUCCCUGCCAUUUUGACCACUGCAAGCGCUGGAGAUGGACAGAAUACAGUGGGGGAAAAAAGUAUUUAGUCAGCCACCAAUUGUGCAAGUUCUCCCACUUAAAAAGAUGAGAGAGGCCUGUAAUUUUCAUCAUAGGUACACGUCAACUAUGACAGACAAAUUGAGAGAAUUUUUUCCAGAAAAUCACAUUGUAGGAUUUUUAAUGAAUUUAUUUGCAAAUUAUGGUGGAAAAUAAGUAUUUGGUCACCUACAAACAAGCAAGAUUUCUGGCUCUCACAGACCUGUAACUUCUUCUUUAAGAGGCUCCUCUCUCCUCCACUCAUUACCUGUAUUAAUGGCACCUGUUUGAACUUGUUAUCAGUAUAAAAGACACCUGCCCACAACCUCAAACAGUCACACUCCAAACUCCACUAUGGCCAAGACCAAAGAGCUGUCAAAGGACACCAGAAACAAAAUUGUAGACCUGCACCAGGCUGGGAAGACUAAAUCUGCAAUAGGUAAGCAGCUUGGUUUGAAGAAAUCAACUGUGGGAGCAAUUAUUAGGAAAUGGAAGACAUACAAGACCACUGAUAAUCUCCCUCGAUCUGGGGCUCCACGCAAGAUCUCACCCCGUGGGGUCAAAAUGAUCACAAGAACGGUGAGCAAAAAUCCCAGAACCACACGGGGGGACCUAGUGAAUGACCUGCAGAGAGCUGGGACCAAAGUAACAAAGCCUACCAUCAGGGUAACACACUACUAGAGUGCAUUUGGAUGAUCCAGAAGAGGAUUGGGAGAAUGUCAUAUGGUCAGAUGAAACCAAAAUAGAACUUUUUGGUAAAAACUCAACUCGUCGUGUUUGGAGGACAAAGAAUGCUGAGUUGCAUCCAAAGAACACCAUACCUACUGUGAAGCAUGGGGGUGGAAACAUCAUGCUUUGGGGCUGUUUUUCUGCAAAGGGACCAGGACGACUGAUCCGUGUAAAGGAAAGAAUGAAUGGGGCCAUGUAUCGUGAGAUUUUGAGUGAAAACCUCCUUCCAUCAGCAAGGGCAUUGAAGAUGAAACGUGGCUGGGUCUUUCAGCAUGACAAUGAUCCCAAACACACCGCCCGGGCAACGAAGGAGUGGCUUCGUAAGAAUCAUUUCAAGGUCCUGGAGUGGCCUAGCCAGUCUCCAGAUCUCAACCCCAUAGAAAAUCUUUGGAGGGAGUUGAAAGUCCGUGUUGCCCAGCGACAGCCCCAAAACAUCACUGCUCUAGAGGAGAUCUGCAUGGGGCAAUGGGCCAAAAUACCAGCAACAGUAUGUGAAAACCUUGUGAAGACUUACAGAAAACGUUUGACCUGUGUCAUUGCCAACAAAGGGUAUAUAACAAAGUAUUGAGAAACUUUUGUUAUUGACCAAAUACUUAUUUUCCACCAUAAUUUGCCAUUAAAUUCAUAAAAAAUCCUACAAUGUGAUUUUCUGGAUUUAUUUUCCUCAUUUUGUCUGUCAUAGUUGAUGUGUACCUAUGAUGAAAAUUACAGGCCUCUCAUCUUUUUAAGUGGGAGAACUUGCACAAUUGGUGGCUGACUAAAUACUUUUUUCCCCCACUGUAUGUCACCAAUAGACAGGCAGAAGAAAACAUACUUGGUGUAAUAAUAAUCCAACGUGACUGAUCCCUGCUCCACUGCUCCCCCUGUAGGACCGUCCUCACAGUGCGGUGGAGCAGACGUGCAGACCAGGGGAGAGGGAGAGCGGCAGAGCCAGGAUGAGUGUAGAGGAGCAGCUGGAGAGGAUCAGGAGACACCAGCAGGCCACGCUCAGGGACAAGAAGAGAAGUAGCAGCACUGUUUCCCCCUCACGCUCUCCAUCCUUCUCCAAGGAGAACCCCUUCAUUACACAGGUAAGUCCUCCUCUGUUUGGUGUGUGUGUUUGAUAGGACUUGAUGUGUACAUGACAACAGAGGAAGCUGGGGGGGGGGGGGGGGGGGGUGUCUGUCUGUGUGUGUGUGUUGAUAAACCUUGUUUCACAGAGUUGAGUGUGGUUGUGUACACACUGUAAAACUGAGUUAUUCAUUUGGCUUGUGUGUGCUACAGGUCAGGCGGGAGGAGGCAGUCUACACAGACACCCGGGAGCUGGAGGCAGCACUGCAAGACCUGGAGGAGGUCAGAGACCGAGUUACAGAGCAGCUGGAGAGGGACAGGACUGCAGCCGUGGAGUUGGAGAGAGACAGAGGUGCAGAACUGGAGCUGGAGAGAGACAGGGCUGCAGCAGCUGCAGAAGAAGAAAUGGAGAAGGGUCGAGCUGCCAUAGAAAAGCUGGAGAGAGACAUGACUGAGGUGGCUGCAGUGGUGGAGCAGGAGAUGGCCAGGACUGCUAUGGCUGGAGACGAGGAGUUGGAGAUGGACAGGGCUGCAGAAUUGGAGCUGGAGAGAGACCGGACCGCAGUGGCAGCAGCUGCAGAAGAAUUGGAGAGGGCUAGAGCUGCAGCUGAAGAACUAGUCAGAGAGAGGACUGCAGUGUCUUCGGAAGAGGCGCUAGAUAUUGACGAGGCUGCAUUGGUGGAGCUGGAGAUGGAAAUCACUGUAGUGGAGGAGAUCAGCUACAGAGCUGAGGAGGUGGAUGUCAUCCCUGUUCCCAGGCUGAGUGCGGAGGAGCCACAGCCCCAGACGGAGUGCACCAUCAUGGACACAGAGGUACGGGAGAGUCCCUACUCACACAGACCACCAGACAGCAGAAUAUGUAUGGCAGACAAUAUCAUUUGA
Messenger RNA from Coregonus sp. 'balchen', 16410 nucleotides. The record is from the annotation of a GenBank genome assembly. NCBI's taxonomy places the organism in Eukaryota, Metazoa, Chordata, Actinopteri, Salmoniformes, Salmonidae.